Molecule: messenger RNA, 1239 nt
Organism: Trichoderma virens Gv29-8
Lineage: Eukaryota; Fungi; Ascomycota; Sordariomycetes; Hypocreales; Hypocreaceae
Exons: 3
Coding region: 1-1239 (412 amino acids)
Biological process (GO): negative regulation of TORC1 signaling; positive regulation of autophagy
Cellular component (GO): GATOR1 complex; vacuolar membrane
Molecular function (GO): GTPase activator activity
Source: RefSeq, a predicted model, not a curated record
AUGAUUCAAGGCAUCUUCUACGCUCGAUUCUUCCCCCAAGAAGGCCCCAAGAUCGUUGCCCAGGCUCCCCCAGGCUGCAUCACGGCCUCGGACAACGAGCCUCCUCUCGUCGACUUCGACGUCUUACAAGAGUACAUCAUCCCUCGCCAGGCCUUUUGCAACCGAUAUGUAACCAUCAACUCUCCUGAUGGCAAGUACACUAUUCUCGGCUUUCCCGUCGUCAUCCCGCACACCAAGUAUAUGCGCAAUGAGUUCAUCUUCAACUUCGGCCUGCUGGUCGAGACCGAUUGCGAUCAGACGCCGUAUGAGCGCGUCGUGAGGUGUCUGGCCGAGACGUUUGCCGAAAUGGAGAAGCAGAACGAGUAUCUGAGUCUCAGUGAGGCCAAAGGCCCCGAUGGCGACGGCGUGCGGAGGCCCAUUGAGAGUCUGCUUGAGAUUGUCAAAGAGGACCUAAACAAUUACGGCGAGUGCAUGAUUCCGGUUGACGAAGCAAACACCAUCAACAUGAAGCUCUUCCCCCACCACGCAAACCCCCCCGCCGUAAAAGGCUGGCACGUCCCCGUCGCCAGGACAAAGUUCCCCGAAAUCGUCGACCCAACAUGGGACAUUACGCUCCAGAAAGUCGUCGCCAAAAUCGACGGCGUCUCCGACGUCCGCCGCAUCGCCCACGAGGCCUCCGUCUCCCUGGACCUCGCCAAGAUCGCCAUCCGUCACCUGCUCUACUACGACACCAUCCUCCUCCUCGACAUCUUCUUCUUCAGCUCGUGCUACGCGCCUCGCCCCGGCAUACACGACUUCAUACGUAACGUCGACGGCAUCGUCGAUGAGUGCGCCGGUUACGUGUCUCAUGGCAGGGCCAGGGUCAGCAACUACCUCCUCAUCCGCUUCAUGGCCUCCUUUUCUCCGGGGAAGAGCAUCAAGGAGUGGAUCAUGAUCCACCGCGAGGCUGGGUUUGAAAUCAUGUCUUAUAUCGACAUACGCCGCUUUGUACAGUUCGGCAUCAUCAAAGGUUGCCUCUAUCGCGUGCACAAGUACGUUGUUUCAAAGCAAUACUUGGCCUCGCUCGCCACCGGGCAGAGCAGGCCAUUCGCUGGCGGCGAUCCUCUGCAGAAAUACACAGAUGGAUGCCAUCAUAUGGAUCAAAUUAUGACGGAGCAGAAUUUAACUAAUGAUCAAGUUAUGGACAAGCUCAAGAUGUUACCUGUUCCUAGGGGUGACAUCACGGUGUUCUACAGGUAA